This is a messenger RNA of Moesziomyces antarcticus, 2058 nucleotides long. RefSeq lists its product as uncharacterized. Lineage: Eukaryota; Fungi; Basidiomycota; Ustilaginomycetes; Ustilaginales; Ustilaginaceae. The record is from RefSeq and is a predicted model, not a curated record. The transcript has a single exon. Gene Ontology annotation, biological process: regulation of DNA-templated transcription. Bases 1 to 2058 code for a protein of 685 amino acids. Gene Ontology annotation, molecular function: DNA-binding transcription factor activity, RNA polymerase II-specific; zinc ion binding.
AUGCUCCACCAUAGCUGCGCCCGUUGCCGCACCAAGAAGAUCCGGUGCGAUGGCGCCUCGCCGUGCGCUCACUGCGUCGACAACCAGGUGGCUGACGAGUGCAAACGUGUCAUGCGCAAGUCACGCACCCGCAAGGAUGCCUCGAAAGGUGCCCGGAGCGUUUCCAGCGCGGCUCGCGACAGCUUCAGCUUCAAUCGCGCCUCGCCGUAUUCGUCGUCUCAUCGACCCCUGGCAAACGCCGCUCAGCCCGUGGUGACAUCCGAGGCUGAGACUGCCUCCUUUGUGGCGCAACAAGCCCGCACGUCUACUCGCCCAUAUGCAGCGUCCAUGACUUCCUCCGUCCCUGACCUGGAUGUGAGUGGCGGAAGCCGCUCCAGACGAGUGUCGGCAGAGCUGGCUCAGCGCGCGCGCGAGACCAUCGGCGACUUGAAAGUGGCCGAGCGGAUGAUCGACACCCACUUCUACUGGCGCUGCUCGAGCAUGGUCUACAGCUGCAUCCAUUUGCCAACGCUCCAGUUGACGCUUCCGCGACUCUACUCGCCCGAGGUCAGCGACGCCGUAGGUGAGGAUGAGCUGGCCGUUGUGCUUCUAGUGCUUGCCAUGGCGAUCCAAUUCGCACCGCACGACGCGAGCGAGUCGGACCUGAUGCCCAUGUGCCAGGACUUGGGCGCGUCCAUGACACCCUUGGAACGUCAGAACGCUCUACACGCUCUCGCCGCGCCGCUCUUGCAGCGCAUGGUGUUCAGCUCAGAGGCCACGCUGCAACAGCUGCAGGCGUGCAUCCUCACGGUUGUCUACGACCUCGACUCGGCAGGCUUCAAGGAGCAGAUGCGUCUGCAUGCCGUCCGAGCAGCUCAGACGCUCAGGCUGGACCAUAUCAAUGCAGACGUUCCGGUGACAGUAGACAACGAAAUGGGCGUCCGAGCCUGGUGGUUCCUCGUCUGUCGCGACUGGUUUGUCUCGCCGCAGAAGGGCUCGUACCUGCUGCAUCCGCACCACUUCACCACCCGCAUGCCGCUGAUGGUCAGCGAUGAGGCACUCGAACGCAUCCCUUUGGAGCUGCCUCUACCAUCGCUACAGGAGCCAAGUGACAAGUGGCUUCCGGUACGCUGGAUGGAGCCGCUGAUUCGACUCGCCACACUCGUGCGCAGCCUCGUUGACGAGAAGCUGCGCAGCCACGCCAGCGGGCCUCUGCCGUUCCACAAGGUGGAGAAAGGCUUCAGCGAGCUCAUCGAUGCGCUCCCACGCGGCUUCCGAAUCGACGAAAUCUAUCUUGUCAAUACGGGCCAGCCCAAGAGCGGAUGUCAGGAGCGCUACUCGAUCGAGCGCUGGCUGCUGCACCAGGCCAUCUUUGCGGCCAUGCUCGGAUUCUACGAGGUGCAGCUGGGCGAGGCUGUGUCGGCUGAAGUCGUGACGCUCGCCAACCAUAUCCUGGACCUGCAGGGCCGGCUGCGCCACCGCUGCAAUGUGGUCAACUCGCUGCGCAUCAACGUCGACUCGGUGGUGCGUGCUUCGAUGCUCAUCUGCACCGAUCUCAUGCACCAGGCGCGCACGGGAGGGUCCAGUCUGGCACGACAGAUCUCGCUCGGCCGUGUACGUGAAGCCAUGGUGCGGGUCAAUGCACAGACACCCGCGACGCAAGCCGAUGUCGAGUUCGUAUCCACGCUGCUUCGAGCCGAGGCACGGCUUUGGGAGCAACACCGCACCAACUUCAACGGGAGCUUCGAUGGUAUGGUGACGCUUGGCGGCGGGAGUACCACUAGCAGCGCAAGCAUCGCUACGGAGGAUCACAGUGCCAGCAGUUUGAGCGUGUUCAGUGCUCCGCUGACGCCGCUGUCAAUCGAGACAGGAGCAGACGUGCGCAUGGGCUCGGCCGACUCUCCCGCUCACAGCCUGGUGGAAGCUUCCAUGCGGGCCGAAGCCAUGCGCACCGAAGACAGCAAAGCAAGUAUGUUUCCGAAGGACACCGGCAUCUGCCCUGCGCUGCACGUCGACAGUGCAGCGGUGGACAAGCUGUGGAAGCAAGUCAUCGAGUUCCUCCAAGAGAGCCCGGAAUGA